GUAAACAUUUGUAAACAUUUGUAAACAUUGAGAUUUUAAGCAAUUAAUUUUAAUUUGAGCAGUAUCUAGCCAGUUUUAAAACUAUAAUUAAUCACAGAAUGGCAAAACAAUUUGGGUUAAUAAAACCUUCGAAUGUUUUCGGUUCCGACUCAGAAGAUGAACCAAACAGCACAGCAGUUAAAAAACAGCCACUUCUUAAACCAAAUAUGCUCCAGAAAAAACAAAUUCAGAAAAUGCAUGAGCAAGCAGUCGAAGAAGAUCCCAAUAUAUUUUUAUAUGAUGAAGUAUAUGAUGAUAUCCAGAAUAAAAGAAAUGAAGCAAAAAAUCAGAAAAAGGCGCAGGAAGACAAGAAACCUAAAUAUAUUAAAAAGCUCAUCGAGACAGCUGAAAAAAGAAAGAAGGAAUACGAAAGACGUGUUGAGCGACAGGUCCAGAAAGAAAGAGAAGCUGAAGGUGAAAAAUUUAAAGAUAAGGAGAUUUUUGUCACAUCCACUUAUCGUAAAAAGCUUGAAGAAAUUAAGGAAGCAGAACUAGAAGAGAAACGACAAGAGUAUUUAGAAUCUAUCGGUGAUGUCACAAAACAAGCAGAUCUUUCAGGGUUUUAUAGACAUUUGUAUUCACAAAAACUAGAAACUGAAACUGAAUCAGAUAUAAAGGUAGAACAAACAGAGGAUGUGCAGUCAAAACUAGAAGAAACAAACUCAAAACGAUUGAAUGACACUUUGCAAAAAAAAAAGAAUUACAGAAAACGAGAAUCAUCAAAUGACGAAGAGCCAGCAGUAAGUGAGAUUGCUGAUGCAAAACCACCCAAAACAGAGCAUUUAAAUUCUAACUUAGAUGCUGAUAGUGAUUUUUCUGUGGAUUCAAGUAGUGAGGAAUCUGAUAGUGAGAAUAAGAAGAUUCCAAAUGAACAAGAAACAUUUAAGGAACCGAUGAAGCCUGUGGAUAAAAUUGAGAUCCAAGAACCAGUUAAAACCGACAAAAUCGAUGAUGAGAUUGAUGAAGUAGAAGUCGUGCCUAAAAAGCCGAAAAUUGAUAUAUGGGCUAAACGAACUGUUGGUGAUUCAUUUGUGGAAGCUGUUAAACGAUAUUAUGAACGAAAAGCAAUGAAGGAAAGUGGCAUGAGUUAACGUAGAAUAUUGACAUAAGACGAAAUUUAUUAUGAACUGGCUUAUGUACAAAAUAUAUGCUUGAUUUCUAGCACAAUAAAUAUCUUUUAAUGAUGUCUAAUCUUUUAAUUUCUUCAAAUGUUUUAUUUUAAUUCAAUUUACUUGAAAUCAAAUCGAUAUUUAGUUUUUGUCAAAAUUCCGCUAUCUCCCAUAUCUGCAUUAUAUCCAUGGAUGUAUCUUUCGCCUGGAGCAUGUCCAUAGACAUCACGUACAGCUUUAGCAUCAUCUGCUUCGCGAAUAAGUUCUGGUACAUCAAAUCGUGGGACAUUGAAAUAAUUCAUAACAUCGGCUUUGUCUGAUGUAUAAAGGAUUCUCUUUUCACACCAUUCCCAUUCUGUCAUAAUUCUCCAAUCCUUCAUCUUCUCAUCAUAAUGUCCAAAACGAUCAAAAUCAAUUCGUUCAAUGUCCUCUACAACGACUUCAGUUUCACCACCUUCUGUCCAAUCGUAAACAAGCAAUUCAGCAUGAUUUGAGAUAUCCUUCAAAAAACGUUGCUUGUAUCCAGUCUCAAUAUCACCUAAAUAUUGAUCAUUAAAAACUUUUGAUUGAACUUCAUAGUCAAUCUUUCGUUUCUUGAUGUUUUCUUUCACUUGUUUUACUGGAACAUCAAGAUAGAUGACAAGAUGUGGUUUCAUUAAUUCCGGCAAUGUAUGAUUACGCAAAUCAUAAUAUACAGAACGAACACCUCUUGAGAUGUAAUUGCUGCGCAUUAAAGCUUCAACAAAAACGAAAUCAGAGUAUGGUGAGCGAUUACAAACGACACCUUGUCCAGUUGAAAGGAUAUGAGCUAAGGCAUCAAUGUAAUUGCUUACGCGGAGCAUAUACAUUCUGAUUUGAUAAGUUCCGACACUGCGAUGAUUUGGUUGUAAGCAAAACUUUUUAUUAUCAAAGCUCUUGACAUUCUCUGGAAGUUGAUCGUCAAGUUUUCUCAAAUCAUAUCCAUAGGCGUUGAUGUAAAUAUCAUCCAUUGUAGGUGCUGGCAUAUAUGUCAUUUCUAAUUCAUCAGCAAGCUCCUUUGCAAAUUUGGUUUUUCCUGAACAAAU
Chironomus riparius is the source of this 2212-nucleotide messenger RNA. The record is from the annotation of a GenBank genome assembly. Lineage: Eukaryota; Metazoa; Arthropoda; Insecta; Diptera; Chironomidae.